CAAUCCACAAUUGCUGACUUAAAUUUGUGGCGUUUUCAACUUGUUUGCCUCUAAUAUUACAAUCAUGAGGGAGUAAGGAAUUAAUAUUUUGUCGGUGCAUGGAGCUUGUUCAUUUCCACAAACGCUCCUGAUUUUUCCAAUGAUAUGGUGUCACAUCUGGAACACUUUCUCUCUUUUUGAAUUCCAAAUGUUGAAAAUAUGAACGAGAUCAUGUAGUAGUGAAGCUGGCAUUUGGAGAGCAGUUAAACAUCAGGAGCGGGUGCUGAACAUGCCCAUGCAGCUGUUUUCACAAGGUAUCUAAAUGAGUGCUUUCUGGAGUUAAUGGCCAACUUUUCGCUACACCAAUGAAUGAUUGGAGUGGAGACGAAUUUCUGGAAAAUGCAAUAGCUGAAUAUGAUAGGAACUAGGAAGGGCAAGGAAUGCAAACCUAUGGAUUUGGAAACGUUCCAUACGCGUUGUGCUCUGGUCUAAAAAACCCCACUUUACCUGUGCGUCCCAAAUGAAAAAAGUUGUGAGUCGGUAGGCGGCGCACGUUCAUACCUAUGUUUUUCACUUCCUUACUUCAUUUGAACAGAAAACAAAUGCAGAAAUGAGACGGGGUUGUCGGCACUGGCCAACACGAUCUACUGAAUCACAACUAUUUCUUAGUGAAACUUCGCGACUGGGGACGCAUUACCUUGUUCCAGCCAUGAUUCAGGCUACCUUUGGGUGACAUACCCAGCUUUUUAAAGCUGGUUGUUCAUAGAAGGAGUGAAUGUGGACAAUUAUGUUAGUUCCGUCCUAACACACUAAAGAAGAAUGAAUAACUAUUUUGGGGGGGAAUAGCAUGAGAUUUUUCUGAUCCUCACCGCAGAGUCAAGACAUCGAUCAUUCCCUGAGGGUGAUCUACAUAACUAUAGGUUACAUUGCGGUCAGUCAACGUGAUCAGCUUCGAUUCACCUGGCAGUUUCGAUUGUAAAUGAUGAUGAAGCUCAGUCGGCAAUUCACUGUUUUUGGAAGUGCCAUAUUUUGUGUUGUUAUCUUCUCAUUGUACCUGAUGCUGGAUCACCUGCAAUUAGACCAUACAAAAAGUCCAAACAACGGCGGGGAUAAAUUGCAAAAUGGCCAGUUGUCCAUCCUGCAGGAUAAGAUUGACCGCUUGGAGAGACUACUGUCCGAGAACAAUGAGAUCAUAGCCAACAUCAGGGACUCUGUGAUCAAUCUGAAGGAGUCGGUCAAGGAUGGCCGUGGGGGUCUUGACGGCGGGAACAUGAGCCAAGGGCACUAUCUAGAACUGCUGGCUUCGCCUCCACUGGUCCUCCCUAUUGACUCACAAGACUGUCAGUUUGCGACAAGGGAGUUCUCCAAGCCAGCAGAUGGGGUGCAGUUGCUAGAUGUGUAUGACCUCCUGACCUUUGACAACCAUGAUGGGGGAGUGUGGAAACAAGGCUUUGAUAUCACCUACCAGGAUAAUGAAUGGGACAGCGAGCCACUGCAAGUCUUUGUUGUGCCCCACUCACACAAUGAUCCUGGAUGGCUGAAGACGUUUGACGACUACUACCGGGACCAGACCCAGCACAUCCUGAACAACAUAGUGGUGAAACUCCAUGAGGACAGCCGCAGGAAAAUGAUCUGGUCCGAGAUCUCAUACUUCUCCAAGUGGUGGGACAACAUCGACAACCAGAAGAGAGACGCUGUCAAGAGUCUGUUUGAGCAAGGCCAGUUGGAGAUCACAACGGGAGGCUGGGUGAUGCCUGAUGAAGCCAACUCGCAUUACUUUGCAUUAAUUGACCAGCUAUUGGAGGGACACCAAUGGUUGGAGAGAAAUGUGGGAGUGAAACCCCAGACGGGCUGGGCUGUGGAUCCGUUUGGCCACUCCCCUACCCAGGCGUACCUGCUGAAACAGGCUGGCCUGGCCAACAUGCUCAUCCAGAGGGUGCACUACUCCGUCAAGAAACACUUUGCCAGUCAGGAGACCCUGGAGUUCUUCUGGAGACAGAACUGGGACCCAGCCUCCAGCACGGACAUUCUAUGCCACAUGAUGCCCUUCUACAGUUAUGAUGUUCCCCACACGUGUGGCCCCGACCCCAAGAUCUGCUGCCAGUUUGACUUCAAAAGACUUCCUGGUGGGCGGGUCAACUGUCCCUGGAGGGUCCCCCCUCAGCCAAUUACGGAUGGAAACGUACAACAGAGGGUUCAGAUGCUGCUGGACCAGUACAGGAAGAAGUCCAAGCUGUUCCGAACCAAGGUGGUGAUGGUCCCCCUAGGGGACGACUUCCGCUAUGCAGAGGCCUUGGAGUGGGACCAGCAGUUCCAGAACUACCAGAAGCUCUUUGACUACAUGAACUCUCAUCCAGAACUACACGUCAAGGCUCAGUUCGGCACCAUCACGGAUUACUUCAACGCUCUUCGUAAAUUGUCCAUAGAACCCGGUCACCCUAGUGCCUCUUUACCGGUGGUCAGCGGCGACUUCUUUACCUACGCAGACCGAGAUGACCAUUACUGGAGCGGCUACUUCACCUCCCGACCCUUCUACAAACGCCUAGACCGCGUGCUGGAGUCACACCUCAGGGCAGCUGAGAUCCUUUACUCCCUGACCCUGGCUAAUAUUCAGAGGUUUGGGAAGCUGAAUGAUUUCCCAGCUGUGGAGAACAACAGACUGCUCACUGAAGCCAGGAGGAACCUGGGCCUGUUCCAGCAUCAUGACGCCAUCGCAGGCACCGGCAAGGACAUGGUAGUGAUCGACUACGGUACCAGGUUGUUUCAUUCCCUUUUGAAUUUGAACCAAGUGAUUGUCAACUCCGCUCACUGGCUGGUGUUAAAGGACAAAAGUGCAUACAGUCACAAUCCGUCAAAAGCCUUUCUUCAAAUGGAUGACAUCCAGCCUUCUCAAGAUGCCCUGCCUCAAAAAAACGUUCUGAAAAUCAGCUCACAGCCUAGGUCUGUGGUUGUCUACAACCCCACGGAGCAGGACCGCACGUCAGUGGUGACCGUGUACGUGAACACGCCCCACGUGUGUGUGAUCACAGACCACGGUCACCCUGUCCCCGCUCAGGUUAGCGCGGUCUGGGACGACUCCACCACAGCUUCCACAGAGGCCUUCCAGUUGUCCUUCGUAGCUCAGGUACCAGCGCUGGGUCUUGGGCUGUACCAGUUGAGUACGGCUGUGAGUGGCGGGGCGGAGACGGCAGAGUAUGUUUUCCUCAGGCAAGGCGGCGAACUAUCCGUUAACAUGAAGCACUUCACCGUCAACAUCCCCCAGGACGCCUCCACCCCCCUCAGCAUCCACAACCCCCACAUCCAGAUCUGGAGCUCCCCCACCACCGGCCUGAUGGAGAGAUUGAAGCUGAAAGAGAACGGCUCAGAACACCAGAUCAAGGUGGAGUUUGCGUGGUACGGCACAACCAGCAACCGAGAUAAAAGCGGAGCCUACUUGUUCCUGCCCGACGGGGAAGCCAAGAUGUACUCUCCCGCCCGGUCUCCAGUGAUACGGGUAACCAAAGGAUCUGUGUUCUCUGAAAUCACCACGUCCUUCGAUCACGUGACACACACUCUACGCCUGUAUAACGUUCAAGGUGUGGAGGGCCAGGCAGUGGAGAUCUGUAACUUGGUAGAUAUAAGGAGGGAGUUCAACCAUGAAAUUGCAAUGAGGUUAGCAUCAGAUGUGGACAGCAAGGAUCGAUUCUUCACAGACCUCAACGGAUUCCAGAUACAGCCCAGAAGAACCAUGGCCAAGCUUCCCCUUCAAGCCAACUUCUAUCCCAUGACCAGCAUGGCCUACAUCCAGGACCCCGGUACCAGACUGACCCUGCUCACUGCACAGUCUCUGGGCUCCGCCAGCCUUGUGAGUGGCCAGUUGGAGGUGAUUAUGGAUCGUCGGCUGAACCAGGAUGAUAACCGCGGGCUGGGCCAGGGUGUCCUGGACAACAAAGUUACCCCUAGCACUUUUCGCCUGCUCCUGGAGAAGAGGGCCAAGACCGAUGGGGGGGAGAAACCCUCACCCCUCAGCUACCCGUCUCUGCUGAGUCACGUGUCGUCGUUGUACCUGAACCACCCUCUGAUCUCCAUGGCCGUCAGCACGGAGGCACAGUCCCUGUCCUUGACCGCCUUCACCCCGCUGGCCUCAUCGCUGCCCUGUGACAUCCACUUGGUCAAUCUACGCAGCAUACAGUCCAAGGAGGAUGGGGGUGGUCCGUCGGACGAGGCGGCUUUGAUUCUGCACAGAAAAGGCUUUGACUGCGCCUUCUCCAAUAGGAACACAGGGCUACUGUGUGCCACCACGCAGGGGAAGAUCCACACAGAGAAGCUGUUUUCAGAACUGAGAUUCCAGAGCAUCAUCCCCGUAUCCCUGACUCUGAUGCAUACGACUGAGGGAGGGUCGAGCAAAGAGGAAAUCAGACUGAAACCAAUGGAGAUCAGCACAUACCGCGUACAGCUGACAUGACAGCUGGCCAGAGAGCCUAGUGCCUAGUCUGCCAUGGCACAUGCCCAAAAUCUGGCCUCUGUUCCUGUGCCGAAAAACAUUGUCAGCGAGGCUAUGCAGAAGCCUAGGGACAUAGUACAUCCUUGGAACAGACGGAAGGAGGGAAAGAGGAAGAGAGAAAGAAGGAGAGAGGGAGGAGGAUUAGGAAGGAGGGAGGAGGGGAAGAAAGGAGAGAGGCAGGAGGAGAAGGAAAUGGAACUUGAUUAAGCUUCAUUUUAAAAGUGCAGUAUGAUAUUGUUUGAAUCCAGUAUCCCUAGUUAUCCUGCAGUUUCAGGUUCUGUAUGUGUUGUGAACGUUUGUGUUGCAAUUUCACUUGAACUCACUCUACUGAGAAGACCACAGGUCCACAUUUCCUUUUCCACUAAUGAUUUUGUACAAUGUGAUUCCUUGUCUUGUUUUACCAAGGUAUUGUUUCAAUCAUAGUGAAUAUUGCGUCAUGUCCUUGGCAUGCCGAAAAAAAGAUUUUAUUUAACUAGGCAAGUCAGUUAAGAACAAAUUCUUAUUUUCAAUGACGGCCUAGGAACAGUGGGUUAACUGCCUGUUCAGGGGCAGAACGACAGAUUUGUACCUUGUCAGCUUGGGGAUUCGAACUUGCAACCUUUCGGUUACUAGUCCAACGCUCUAACCACUAGGCUACCCUGCCGCCCCAUUUGAAUGACAACUGAUUCUAAAUAUAUAUUUUUUAUAUGUUUCAUUGCAAGUGAGAUGCAGUUUUUAUUUUUCCAAAGAGCAAAAAUGUGCCUUAUUUCUCAAUUUCAUAAUGAGCCCAAUGUACAUAUGUUGUUCCCCUUGGAGAAAAAUGUACGUUAGAAUUUACUAUCAAUGCGAAAUUACUGCAGCAAAUAGUUGUUAUAUAAUUGACAUGUGGCAUCACUUUCAUUGAUAUAGGUCUGUUAUUGUGACCUUCAUAUACAUAUUGUUGUGAAUUAUCCCGUUUUUGUUGUUUUACACAGCUAUGCCACUCUUGGUACAGCGCACCAGUCAGUCAGAUGUUUUGAUCAAGAAAUGUUCAAAGGUGUAUCAAUAAUAAAGCCUUUUAAUCAGUUGCAGUUGCAGGAAAACGGCACCGCGGGUUGACUUGGAAUGUCCACACUGUAUUGAGGUGUUACUGUGGAAACAGACACACGCUGUUCCUCUCUGGGAAAAUGUCCUAAUUGGAUGUUGGUGAAAAAAACACACCUGUAGCGUUAACUUUCAAAGCCUGUUCCCAGAUAUGGAAAAACCCAGGUUCUGCAUUAGAAAGCACUUUCAAUGGAAAUUUGGCAUCGAACAUGCUUUUUAGUCCAGGACUAGGCUUAAUCUGUGUCCGGGAAACGUGGUUUAUUAUAAUCUGCAAUUGAUUGAAUUGGGGCCUACAGCCUAGAUAUCAAACUAUGCAACUGAUCCAACUCACCAUUGAUACCGUAUAUGCAGCAAUCCCCUCUUUUCCCCUCAUGCAUCUGAAUGAGUUGAAUCCUCUAAAUCUACAAUAGUUAGUCAUUACAUUCUUGAGACACAUUUUGUUACUAUGGCCAAAAGCGUACGACUGCUUGCUUAAGCAUAUGACACAUGCCAAAGGUCACAAAUCCUGUCAUAUUUGCGCAACUAUUUUUGUUUUGUUCCGUUCUUGCCUGUGAUCUUGGCUAACAGAUGGAAUGCCUUAAACUGGUACCUUGACUGAGCCAUUUUCAAAUCCACUUCAACAUGUUGCCAUGGGGUUUUUUAAUUCAUGUUUUGAACACAUUUGUGACGUUCCAAGGAGAUGGAAAUGUUCCCUUACAUUUCCUGGGGUGUUUUUAGGUGAGUGUAUCUUAUGUGUGAUAUGGAAGAAUGCUUAGCUAUUCUGGUGGUCAAAUAAUUGCACCUUCACUGUCAUGGUAAGGAAUUAGAAUUCUUGGGACAUUGGUUGCAUUUUUUUUUUUAAAUGUCUAUUUGUGUCAAUGUAAAUGAAUGUGGAAAUGGUUGUUCUGUAAUGUUUGAAUGUGAAUGGGAAUGUCAAAGCUAGUUUAAUAGUUCUAUCACAUCUGAUUAAAUUAUGGGGGAAAAUGUAUUAUCUCCUUUAUGAGUGACAAAAGUCCAUUUCAAGACAGAAGAUGGUCUAGGAGGAUUUGAAAUGAAAAGCAUAUUUGAGAAACAAUACACUUUACUUGGUAUAGAAUUGUAAUUGUUCAAUUGUCUGUCUUUGAAACUCAGCAUUAGGGUAUGGUGUUAUGCGCAAAUCUCUUUCUACCAAUGUUGCUUGUUGAGAGUAAAAUGUUGUCAUUGUUUAUCUUUCUGUAAAUGUCAUAUAAUGGGAGAAUAAAAAAUAAUAAAAUCCAA
This is a messenger RNA of Oncorhynchus tshawytscha (Chinook salmon), 6760 nucleotides long. RefSeq names its product alpha-mannosidase 2-like. NCBI's taxonomy places the organism in Eukaryota, Metazoa, Chordata, Actinopteri, Salmoniformes, Salmonidae. Gene Ontology annotation, molecular function: alpha-mannosidase activity; carbohydrate binding. The record is from RefSeq and is a predicted model, not a curated record. The transcript has 22 exons. Gene Ontology annotation, biological process: protein deglycosylation; mannose metabolic process; N-glycan processing. The coding region runs from base 959 to 4423 and encodes 1154 amino acids. Gene Ontology annotation, cellular component: Golgi membrane.